AUGAAGCAAUGGAUAAAAGAUCCUAAAUAUGCGUGUUUUCUUCAAGAAUGUAAAGUAGGUCCUUAUCGUGCACAUUGUUCAAUUUCACGUUUAAUACAUGAUUUUACAACUCCAUCAAGUUUAUUAGCGAAAUUUGCUGCAGCUGAACUUAGUUUUGUGUAUCACAGUGUACAUCAUGGGUAUAGUUUUGUUAGCCAAUCAUGCACAGGUGAUCUGGUGAAAAAAGUUUUUGAUGAAUCAAAUAUUGGACAACAAAUUAGUUAUGGUAAAACAAAAGCACGUAAUUUAUCUGUUAAUGAUCUAGGUUUAGUAAGAUCUGUAUUAGAGAUUGUUGAACAACCUCGUGAAACAGCUGAUCAUAUUGUUGCUGUACUGCGUGAUAUAUUAAGAAGGAUUAUGGAUCCAGAUGCAUAUAGUGGUUCAGUUAAUUCUGUACUUCCAUCAUCAUUACAUACAGUUAAUAAUGAAACACGUUCAUCAAAUCGUCGUUAUCAUCAUAAGAAACGUCAUAAUGAUGAUGUACCAUCAUCGUUAUCAGUACCUGUUGUUUCAACUGAUAGUCAAGAUGAACGUAUUGAAGUAAAGAUUCUUCCACAAGAUGAUAAUUGGGGUGAAACAACAACAAUAACAUGUAAUGGAGUUAAUGAAGAUACAUUAACAAAUAACAAUGAUACUACUUUACAACUAAAUGAUAAUCAUCAUAAUGAACAUUUACAAUAUUUAUCAAAUAAUGUUCAUCAACGAAAAUUAUCUAUAACAAUAUCACAAUUUAUUAUUUAUUUAAUUUGUUUAAUUGCUUUCAUUUCACCUAUAUUCUUUCUUAUAUUACCAUACAUAUUAUUAACAUCGGAUUUCUUAUUAUCUAUUGAUGAUUAUUCACCAAUAUUAACAAUUAUUUUUAAACUUAUUUUUUUAUUUUUUGGUACAUUUCUAUUACUUUAUCGACGUCGUAAUCGAACAUAUUUACCAUGUAUUCAUAUACAUAAAACAUGUUUAAUUCUUAUUCUAUCAAUUCUUCUUGUUGUCUAUUGGUGUUAUUAUAUAUAUAAAAUAUUAAAAUCAAAAAUAGAUAAAUAUGAAGAAAUUUUAUCGAUGACAUCAACAUAUGAAGAUUUACUUUUAUUCAUAUUAAUAUUAUCUGUACUUAUCUUAGAAGUUAAAUGGUUAUAUCCUAAAUGGAUUGUUAAAGUUGUACGAUCACCUGAUGGACAAAUACGACAAUAUGCAAUUGGAUCAAUGUCAAUACAAGAAGCGAGUGUUUAUUUAUUAGAACAAUAUUAUAAAGAUUUUCCUGUAUUUAAUCCAUGGUUAGAAAAUGCUCAUCAAACACAAGCUAAACGUCAUCGAACAUUUUCAACAAAAUCUAUUGGAUCACAAUCAAAUUCAUCAACUAUAGCUGUUGGUACAAAUGGAAAUACUACACGAUCAAUGCGUGGUUUUAAUGAUAGAUUCUAUGAUGAACUCGAUUAUGAACGUCGUGUACGAAAACGACGUACAAAAUUAAUAAUUUCAUGUGAAGAUGCAUUUACACAUGUUCGAAAAUGUCUCGAUGAAAAAUAUGGUUCACAUAUACCAAUGGAUGCUCGAGAAGCUGCACAAGUAAAUAUUGAUCUAUAA
Messenger RNA from Rotaria sp. Silwood1, 1617 nucleotides. The record is from the annotation of a GenBank genome assembly. Lineage: Eukaryota; Metazoa; Rotifera; Eurotatoria; Philodinida; Philodinidae.